This is a messenger RNA of Bactrocera neohumeralis, 910 nucleotides long. RefSeq names its product probable G-protein coupled receptor Mth-like 3. Gene Ontology annotation, molecular function: G protein-coupled receptor activity. Bases 102 to 785 code for a protein of 227 amino acids. The transcript is spliced from 3 exons. Lineage: Eukaryota; Metazoa; Arthropoda; Insecta; Diptera; Tephritidae. The record is from RefSeq and is a predicted model, not a curated record.
GCUCGUCAAUAACAGCGAUCGCACUAAAAGCACGGCGGUGUUACUUUAAACAAAUUUAUAAAAUUAUUUUCACGGAUUGCCCUACAAACAGAAAUUCUGCAAUGGGUCCCAACUUUAAUGUCCACAUAUGCCUUGCUUUAUGCUUUGUGAUUUAUUUAAUGGACUCACUCGAUGCUUCAUCGAUUAUUCCGAAUUGCGCUUUUGAAGACACCGUUGACUUAACCGAUAGCGAAAGAUUUAGCAACGGUUCUUACCUCUAUGAAGGUGUACUGGUGCCACCGCAUUUGGUCGGCUCCUACGACUACAUUGAACUGCACGACGGAGAACAUCAAAAAGUGCCGAGACAUCUGCGUGGUUGUGCGUGCCAAAUUAAAAAUUGCUUAAAGCUCUGCUGCAAGCGUGGGAAGACGUUGCAGAGGAAUAGUGCUAAGGAUCCAUGGAAAUGUGCGGAAUCGUCUGAAGAAUACGGAUAUACGCCUUAUGUAAAUAUUACCUCGUCUAAUGGUAGUGUGGUUUUAAAGAAUGCGUUGAAAGACUUUUUGGUGCAGUCGGGAUUACCAUGUGAUAAUGGGUAUAUGCUUAACCCGUAUAAGGAUUCACGCGACGAAUGGACCUUAUAUGAGAAUGGUAUUUUGUUGCGCGAAUACGAUAAUAAGAAGUUAACACGAGGAGAAUAUUGCAUGUCUGGCCUUGAAAUAGAUGGUGUAUCCCAGUUACAACCAUAUAACUGUCCCGUACCGUACUUGGAAUCGUCGGAGACUCAAGCAAACACUAUAGGUAAAUAAAUUGUAAACACACAUUCUACUUAUGUAUAAAUGAUCAACGUGACGAGCUCAGUCGAUUUAGCCUGUACCGGCCUGUUUCAACAUAAGUUAAAAGAAACAAAAUGCAAAUAAAUAUUGUAAGCUUA